GGCGUUUGUGUCCUCUGAAAAACUACAUUUCCCAUCUUUCAGUCGGACGUGGACCGGAACCCGGAAGCGCAAACUACAGGAAAUACCUCAGGCAGUGACGUGUUCGACAUGGCAACUGGAGCAGAUCAAGCUGUCGGUUUGGGCCUCGUUGGCUUCAGUCUAUUACUGUUCACAUACUACACCAUAUGGGUUAUAGUGCUGCCAUUUGUCGACAGCGAUCACGUGAUCCACAGUUACUUUCUUCCUCGAGAGUACUCUGUCAUACUUCCUGGCAUAGCAGCAUUGAUACUAUUACUCUGUGUUGGUACCUUCAUAGGAAUAGUCACCUGGAAGAAUCGUAAACCAAAGAAAGUCGACUAGGAAUCUCCAGUCACUGUCAUUCAGCUGCCCGAAACAAGGACAUGACGAAAUCUCAACCUGCGUAUCAGCUCCUGUACUUAAGUCUCAUGUAUAACUGUUCUCUGAAGCUUCCUGGCUUUUCAUGUAGCAGACAGUUUAGCCCUGAGGAAAUGACCAAUGAGUGUAAAGGAGCCAAUUAGAGACCACAAGGGGUAAAAAUAUUUACUCAUUUCUGUAUAUGUGGAAAUCUGUGGAAAUUUCAUUCCACUGACAUGAAAAUACGCAUUACUGUCCUAUCUGCUGUUACAUUAUACACAGUUGCUAUGUUCAGUAACCACUAAAACAUUGCUCUUAUGCAUUUCUGCCAUCCUAUUAGACUGUAAAUAAACAUAAAUGUGUGCUAGUAAAUGAUAAAUAGGGAUAACAUGCUCAAUGCUGAUUGAUGAGAUGUUAAUGAGAGAAGGUACACAAAUUUCAGGGGUGUUUUGUAGACGCUGCAAUAAAUAAUUAUUACAUAAA
Pangasianodon hypophthalmus (striped catfish) is the source of this 858-nucleotide messenger RNA. RefSeq names its product dolichyl-phosphate mannosyltransferase subunit 2, regulatory (gene dpm2). Gene Ontology annotation, biological process: GPI anchor biosynthetic process. Lineage: Eukaryota; Metazoa; Chordata; Actinopteri; Siluriformes; Pangasiidae. Gene Ontology annotation, molecular function: enzyme regulator activity. Gene Ontology annotation, cellular component: dolichol-phosphate-mannose synthase complex; endoplasmic reticulum membrane. Bases 109 to 360 code for a protein of 83 amino acids. The transcript is spliced from 4 exons. The record is from RefSeq and is a predicted model, not a curated record.